UUCUAACAUGGCGGCCCCCAUAGAUGACAUGUUUUCUUUAUGCGCGGAUCCUGCAAAAACUAGUAAUUGCGUGGAAAUCCGAUUUAUCGAUAAUAUCAAGGGAAAAGGAUUAUUUGCCAAGAAAGCGUUUAAAAAGGGUGAUACCAUUUUUAUUGAGCAACCUCUUGUUGCAGCCCAGUUCUUGUGGAAUGCCUUUUACAAAUACAGAGCAUGUGAAUAUUGUCUCCGUGCUCUGGAGACAGCAGAAGAGAAUGCCAGAAGGUUAAGUGGUCUGCCAGCUCUCAGCUUGCCCCAUCCUGAGCUGUGUAAGGUCCGACCUGACCAACACAAGGCCUGUCCGCAAUGUCAGGUGAUGUACUGUAGUAAUGAGUGCCGACAAUCUGCAUGGGAUCAGUAUCACAAAGUCCUGUGCCUUGGCCCCUCCCAUGAUGACCCAGAGCAUCCAAUCAACCAGCUACAGGAAGCAUGGAGGAGUACGCACUAUCCUCCGGAAACCUCCAGUAUUAUGCUAAUGGCCAGGAUGGUGGCUACCGUCAAGCAGGCUAAAGAUAAGAAACACUGGCAAAGGCUCUUCUCUAAUUUCUGUAGCCGUACGGCCAAUGAAGAAGAGGAAAUAGUUCAUAAACUGUUAGGGGAAAAGUUUCAGGGUCAGCUGGCCUUGCUCCAUAAUCUGUUUACCACGGCUCUUCGUGAUGACGGUCUCAGUCAGUGGUUUACACCUGAGGGAUUUCGCUCGCUGUUUUCACUUGUUGGUACCAACGGACAGGGUAUUGGUACCAGUUCUCUCAGUCAGUGGGUUCAUGCAUGUGAUGCACUGGAGCUUCCCAGCCAGCAGAGGGCGCAACUAGAUGCUUUUAUUGACCAGCUGUACAAGGACAUUGACAAAGAAACUGGUGAUUUCCUCAACUGUGAUGGUUCAGGCCUGUUUUUGCUACAAAGCUCUUGUAACCACAGCUGUGUUCCCAAUGCAGAGGCAUCAUUUCCUGACAACAACUUCCUUCUUCACUUAAAUGCCCUAAGUGACAUUAGCCCUGGAGAGGAAAUCUGUAUCAGCUACCUGGACUGCUGCCAACGAGACCGGAGUCGUCAUAGCCGGCACAAGAUCUUGAGGGAGAAUUACUUAUUCAUCUGUUCCUGUCAGAAGUGCAUUGCCCAGAUAGAUGAUGCGGAUAUGACAUCAGACGAUGAAGAGGAAGUUGAAGGAGAGGGUGAGACCGAGGGAGACGACAUGGAGGAUGAAAUGACUGAUGUGUGAUUUCUGCUCAGGCUUUCUGCUUAAAGCCCACUCAGCCCAUCUCAGCUGUUUGUAUGUGGAUAUUUCCAACACUAUGAAAAAUGUCACCAUAUUUCCAAAACAUUGGAGAAACCAACAUCAAACUCACAGUAGCAGUGCAAUUGUUUGGCUGUUAUAACCUUAAUAUGCAAGCCUAUGCAAAAUAUAAUCGCAGAAUCUUUUUAUCAUGUGCUUUUUUUGGCAUGACUCUCCGUGGACAUGGUUUGAAAUGUAUCAUGCUCAACAAAAACUUUUUUGAAAUGGUGUUGUUAAAAUAGCAGAGCAUGCAAACACAUGCACACACACACACACGUGACAAAACAUAAAACUGUCUGUGUGUGCACUAAUGGGCCGUAUUAUAUAAAGACAUCCAAAAGAGAACAUAAGCUGUCCAUUUCAUCCACACAGUCAUCUGAUGCAAAGGUUAAAGUGACUAGCUUCGUAUUAUUUACAUACUUUUGUACCACACCAAUCUUGGCUCCACUUUUGGUAUAAAACAUCCAGUCUUUACAGUCCAAUUCAUUUCUAAUGGAUAAAAUCAAGCAGCGUAAAGUAGUUUGUUGAUUUUAAGGUACUCCAGAUAGUCUGAUGGUAAAAUCUGCACAAUGAGGUACUGUUGGCUUUGCCGUCAUGCUCUCAUCUCUGAUUUCCUGCAGUCGAUACACCUGCAGUUUGUCAUUGUAUAAAUUGUAUCGAAUCACGCCGCAGUCUGAAGUGCUCGGCUGAUGGCGAAUCUGGCAUCUUAACCGGCAAGCUGAUGAAUUUUGCCUAGCUAUAUUCUCCUUUUGAUGUCUAGCGAGGACAAUCUUGCAGAAGGUAUGAAAAUCCAGGCAAUCCCAUUUUAUACCUCUUGUCAUAAUCCUCCAGCUUUUAAUAUUCUCAUCCUCCCCGUUUAUGAAAUUCAUCUCGCAGCGUUCGUGCUCUUCUUUGCACGGAUGGUGUUAUUGACAAUUUAUACAUUUUUCUUAACCCAUCAGUCACAUCUGCCAAAUGAAUUAAUCAUUCAGUGGAGCAGACACUAAAUAAAGCGUAACCAGCAACCUUCCCCAAGCAAAACUACACAUAAUGACAGAUCAGUAGUUGUCUUACUUUGAAGAUGAUAAGCUUAUCUGACGUCAACUCCUGAUGUAUAUUUAGCUGUGCUUGGUAAGGCAAGCAUCCCUGUUGCUUGCUAUUACUUUUAAAUCAUUUUUUUUACCAUAAAAUCAUCAAAAUCAUCAUUAUAUAACCUUGAUAUCUUUAUUAUAUUUACUGAAUAAGGUGAAUUUAUCUGAAGUAGCACAGGUAUAUUUGUAGCAAUAGCCAAAAAUAAACUAGUCAACAUUUGAAGUGGAUCAAAACCUUUAAUAAAAGUUGUCUUAAACGCUGC
This is a messenger RNA of Paramisgurnus dabryanus, 2642 nucleotides long. The record is from RefSeq and is a predicted model, not a curated record. NCBI's taxonomy places the organism in Eukaryota, Metazoa, Chordata, Actinopteri, Cypriniformes, Cobitidae.